AUUAUGCUAACAACCAUAGCUAAGUGCUUAGGAAUUUGAGCCCUGCGCCACGCCAGGAGCUAAAUUGAGACUUUUGGACAUACAGUUUUCAAACGGCAGGGAAUGAUAGCCUCAUGAGCAGCUUCUUGUCCGCCACAGAAAAAGCAGAAAUCCCCCAGAGGUUCUCCACCUUCCCAGCAUCCCUCAGUCUUUAGUCCCCCUGCCCUAAACACCCUCAUCUCCUCCCCAGACACCAAAGCCAAGGUCAAGAAGAAAGUGCAGCCUUCCUCUGUCCAUAGGCUAUUCCCUGGAUGCCGGCACCUCAGUGUGGCUGAGCCGCAUAUGCUUCAGGAAUGUUCCCUCCUCCUUUAUUGUGACCGUCAGUCUCAAGCAGGUUUGGAAAGUGAGGACAACCAAAAAAGGACAGUUGGACAUCCCCAAACUGAUGUCGACCCACAGACCCCAGUAUUGCGCAUCAGCCAGCUGGAUGCCCUCGAGCUAGACUCAGCCCUUGAGCAGCUGGUGUGGACCCAGUUCUCCCAGUGCUUCCAGAACUGCCGUCCAGGCCUACUCACCCCAUUGGAGCCUGAACUGAGGGCUCUGCUCCAUUUGCUCCUGUGGAGGUUCACACUUUAUUCUAACAGUGCCACUGUGGGCCAGUCUUUACUCAGCCUGCGCUACCACAACAUCCUUUCUUCAUCUCCCCGUUACAGAGCUCUGUCUCGCAGGCAGAAGCUGGGUCUGGCCCUGCUCACUGCAGGUCCACGCUGGCUCCAGGAGCGCUCCCACAGCCUGCUGCUGUGGUUGGGUUCAGGAGGGCCUGUGUUUGAAAGAGACGGUGGUUUACUCCAGCAGGGUCUCCGCAACUGCCUGACCCUUGUUUCUAGUAUCACACAGCUCGCCAGUCUCAUCAACUUUCUUGUGUUCCUAAGAAAAGGUCGCCAUCCUGUCCUGGCUGAAAGGAUUGUGGGAGCUCGUGCGGCUUUCAGCAAGCCCAACGUGGUCCGGGAUGUAACCUACCAGUACAUGAACCGCGAGCUGCUGUGGCAUGGCUUUGCAGAGUUCCUCAUCUUCUUGUUACCGCUGAUCAAUACAAGGAAACUGAAGGCAACUAUGCUUUCGAUUGUUUUGGGUGGUGAAAUUGCCGAUGGGGAGAGAGCGACGGGAGGGCAAGGAGUGUGGAAGGAGUGCGGACUGUGCGGAGAGUGGCCGACCAUGCCUCAUACAGUGGGCUGCCAACAUGUUUUCUGUUACUAUUGUAUCAAAAGCCACAGCAUUGCAGACCCUUAUCUCACCUGCCCAAAAUGUGGCAUAGAGGCAGGGCAGCCUGAGCCGGUCAAGAUGGAGGUAGAGCUGAUUGGCAGGUGAUGAUGUGAAGAAGCUGUCAUGACUAAAUUUAUUUUGUAAUUACAGGGACUCAUUGAAUCUAAAUUGAUCAUAUAAAAUAUCUUUAUAGCUGCACAAAUGGAACACACACAUGCAGUGAAAAGACUCAUGACUAACCACCUUGUAUAAUUAUUUAAAUGUGUUAAAAGUUUUAUGCAAUUUUAUGAAAAUGUACAGAAUAAUUAAACUUAAUCAUAUAAAAAUGAUUUGUAAAGGCAUAAUUAUAUUAAAACACAAAAAAGGGUUUUUAACAGUCUCUGUUCUGUUUUCCUUUUUGAAAGAUUCACUAAGUAGUCGUGUGAGUUUAUGACUUGACUUCAGUCUUCAUGAUGCCUGUGUCUUUUCUGAGCACACACAGACCUGCUAUGUUUAAUAUAUGUGUGCAUAUAUUGACAAUGCACUGCCCCUUCCGUUUCUCCAGCUGGACUUUGGACAGAACUAUUUGUCUUUGGUGCACUGGACAGACUACAGAGAACCACACAGCAUAUAUUUGAUGAGCGAACGUGUUGAUUUAUGCUCCAAAUUGGCUGUGUGUUAGCACGUGUAUGUGUGCGCAUGUAUGUGCGUGUGUGUGUUUGUUGAAAUGGGAAUAUUUGUUCUGAUGAAAAAUGCAGAAAGUCAGCUGAAUAAAUAAUGGGAGGAAUUUCUGAUGCCUCUCAUCA
Messenger RNA from Plectropomus leopardus (leopard coralgrouper), 2027 nucleotides. RefSeq names its product peroxisomal biogenesis factor 2 (gene pex2). Lineage: Eukaryota; Metazoa; Chordata; Actinopteri; Perciformes; Serranidae. Gene Ontology annotation, cellular component: peroxisomal membrane. Gene Ontology annotation, biological process: protein import into peroxisome matrix. The record is from RefSeq and is a predicted model, not a curated record. Gene Ontology annotation, molecular function: zinc ion binding.